AUGUGGAGCGGCGGCGGGUCCGCUGGCAGAAGCCCGGCCAACCAGUUCGAUACUGGUAUGAACGGGAACGACUCGGUGUUAGCACCGUUGCUCAAAUAUGUGGACGGGGCCCCACCGCCAGCGUGGUGCCCCGAGCGUUCAGUAUGCCUUUGGAAAAUAUUUUGUCCGACGAAACGAAGGCCCUCUCACACAGGAGUGUACAGCGCCGAUGAAUUUAGAGGGCCGUUUGCAACCGAUCCCAUGUUGUGCCAGGUGACUCUUGGCUUCGCGCGCCUUUGCAUUAUUCCAGAUCACAGACCACAUCAAUCACCAGAAGGCUUUCCAGAGGGGACGUCAGCACACCCUUCGGUUGCAGAGUGCUUGCUUACUUGUGGCGGGAGUUCUGGCAAAUGUUAG
Messenger RNA from Prorocentrum cordatum, 396 nucleotides. The record is from the annotation of a GenBank genome assembly. Lineage: Eukaryota; Dinophyceae; Prorocentrales; Prorocentraceae.